AGGACGAUCUUGUUGUAUAAAAUGGCCCCACCGCAGGACACCGCCCUUCGUGCUCGCUUUUGCUCUGUGUAGUCAGCCGCGUCUGUCUCCCCUCCUCACCCCACAGGCCUCGGGGCGCCUUGUCUGAGGUUUUGAUGUUUGCCUUUGCUGUGGCUGUGUCCGCGUGGCUCGCUGUCUGCCUGGCCCCUCUGGCUCCGGUGCCUCAUUCUCUCCAACUCUUUCGGUUUUGUAAAUGGCAACAGUUUCUUUUUCCUUAGGACAAUAAAAGUCCACCUCUAGGGAUGGAUGGAGGCACCCUCUUGACCCAGCCCUCGGCCAGUUUCGGGUCCAGCUUUUGUUGCUGAGGCUGCAGUAAACGCUGCAGAGCAGGUGCCUGCGACGAUCUCCCGAAAUUCCAGUCUAUGAAGGUAAAGGGCACCCCUAAGACCUCCUACAGCCCUGGGGAGCAGGUGGCAUACGAAUGUCGGCCUGGCUACCGGCACAAGAGCAGCAGCGGUGACAUCCUGGUGACCUGCAGCGCCGAUGGCACGUGGAACAUGCCGCAGGAGGCCUGUGUCAAAAAAUCGUGUAGAAACCCAGGAGAUCCGCUGAACGGCAGGAUCAUCACCGGGGAGGGGAACUUCGACUUCGGCGCCAGCAUCACCUACACCUGCAACGAGGGUUUCCGCUUACUUGGUGAGAAAACGCUGCAUUGUCAGCUCUCUGGGAAUCAGCUGGACUGGGACGAGAUCCCCCCUAUCUGUGAAAAGAUUUUGUGUAAACCACCUCCAGCAAUAGCAAAUGGAAGAUACUCCAACAGCGAGAAGGACACAUUCAGCUACCAGGAGUUCGUGACCUACAGCUGUAACCCUUCCGGUGGGCAGGACAAGUUCUCCCUGGUAGGGGAGAGCAGACUUAUCUGCUCCGGCAGCGGGGAGUGGAGCAGCGCACCUCCAGAGUGCAGAGUGGUCAAAUGCCCGUUCCCAGUGCUUGAAAAUGGAUUCAUUGUGUCAGGGAUGGCAAAGAAGUUCUACUACAAGGCGCAGGUUGAGCUGGCCUGCAACUCCGGCUUCCACCUCUCUGGGGCCAGUGAGAUCCAGUGCAGCGCCAACAGCACCUGGGAUCCCACCAUGCCCCAGUGCAUCCACGUGCCGGCUGCUCCCAGUACAAAGCCUCCAACCUCUACCAGCCCAGGCUCCAAGCCGGUUCCUCCAACCCGGCCUCCUGUCUCCACUCAUCCAGGCCCUGAGCCCGCGGUCCCUCCACCCUGGCCACCAGAUUCAAGCAAUGCAGCUGCUCUGACUGGACUCCCCAGCAUCAUGUCGCUUGGAAGCUGCAUCCUGUCUGGUUUCGCGGGGAAGCUCACGUCCGCCUGCGUGGGGUAUCAUCUGUGGCUUCACGUGUGGAUGCUCAUGGCCGCGCCCCCCUCUACUACAGGAGAUUUCAGCGGUGGAACCACCUCUGAGGGCAUAGGUGCUGGCUUCAUCGCCCUGAUCGUGCUCACGAUCUUGGGUGCUACCACGGCUGUGGGCUUGGGCCUAUACCGGUACCAGCAGCACCUUAAGUCCAGGAAAAGGAAAUCAGAUCUUACGCCCGAAUAUAGCGCCUACCAGGAUAAGUCCACCAUCCCCACAGAAGAGCCGCAGUAGAUGGCUGCCCUGCCCACAGCCGCCCUGGUUCCGUUAAGAGGUGACUGCCUAGUAGUUGGCCCAUCUGCUCUGGAAAAGAACAUGAUAGUUACAUUAAAAAAAAAACAAAAACAUAUACACAACUACUCCCCCAUGAUGCACCCCUUCCCAUUCGGAUGUUAAUCAGGAAAAAGCUGACCCCAUGCCCGCCCCUGCCUGUCCUAUGAGAGCUACGCCAUGAGAACAGUCUGCGUGUGCCUGCUGGGGUGAGUGGAAAGAGACACUGUGCACCAGCGUGUACACUUACAGGCCAGGACGUGGACUACUACUCCACUGUGAGAAGGAAUUAAAUCCUGUGUGCCCUAGGUGGUGGCAUCACGCUCAAGGUAGUGAAUCAGUCAGACUCACCCAUGUGUGUAACAGUCACAGCUUUUCCAGCAACCCAAUAAAAAGGGUAAACUUGUUACAGGGCAACCCCAAUAUGAAAUGGGUUGCCUGACAGGGUCCUUACCCGUGCGCACUUUCAAGGGACUUACUAAUACUCAACUGCAGGCACACACAAAAGGUUAAUAAGGGGUUAUUUACAAAAGAAAGGGGAUAUGAAGAAAUGAAUAACUCAGGGAGAAAAAGAGGGAGAUAAAUUUGUGGACGUGUCCACAAAACCUGUAUGGAGUUUGCUCAGGACAUCCUUUCCCCCUAACAAACUCCCCGAAAAUCAGACUUGUGGUCACCAGGGACAGGAGUGAGGCGAAAGGUCACAGGUCAUAAUAUUACAGGGCAGGUAGAGGGGUACCUUAGAACCCCCAAACCUGCCUGCACUAAAUAGGUUCUCCUAUCCACCAUAUCAAGACAAAACAUAUAAGAUCUUUAAUGGAAAAGAACUUUAAUACAAUUAGGGAACAAUACAGAAAAUACAAAGAACAUGGUUUCCAAAUCAAGGACCCAGAGUUACCUGUCCCUUCAUGGGUAAAAGUCCAGCCAAAUGGGACUGGCCCAGAGCAAGGCCCGAAAGCUACCACAGUCUAAAGCACCUUCCAUCUGGGACCCAUAGAACAGGGUCAGAAACAGACAAGUCUGGGAGGAAAAGAGUAAAAUCAAGAUAAGCUGCCACUGUCACUUCCCCAUGGGUCUCUCACCCACGUCUGUUUCCAUCAUACCAGGACCACAAGGCAAGCGCAUUUCUUCACAUGUCUCUCUGCUCCAUGUGGCUCCUCCAGGUCUCCUUCUGGCUCUCCAUCCUGCUUCCUUCCUUCCUCAGUCUCCUCUGCAGCUUCUUCUCCCUGCUCAGCUCCACCCUCCCCUGGGUGGGGCAGGGAACCUGGCACCUCCCCCUUUUCUAGGGACUCCCCUGCCACACCAAGAGAAACAAGGGCCAGGUUAUCGUGGACAGGGAUGGCUGCUGCAAAGUCACUAAGACCAGAUCCCAGAACUUUCCAUCACAUAGAGAAUAAAAUGGUCUUGUGACUCUGGCGACGGAUUUGUCUCACCGUGGUCAUUGCACAUGUGGUCAACACAAGGUCACCGUGACCACAAAGCUCAGGGUGCCGCGCAGCCGUCAGUGCGUGGGGGUCUGGGCACUAGGCCAGGUGGCGUCCCCGAGAGGCAGCUGCUCGCAUGGCCCAAGGUAGUGUUGUCACUGAAACCUUAAGGCAGUGAGAUAUAUAACUUUUUAGAUAAAAAUUCAAAUUUGGAGAAAUAGAGUUCAAAAUGAAAUUCCACUUAUAAAGGAAGUUACUCUGCAAUCUUUCGUUCAAAGCUGAAGGCCCACUGGAGCUACACCCAUGCGCGACUCAAGGGGGUCCCCUGUGUGGGUGGGGUCUGCUCCAGGCCUCAAGCAUAGCCUCGGACGGCUCCACAGGGGGUUGGGCACCCAACCGACACUCUUCUCACUAAGAAUGUUGCUAGAAGAGAGACAUUAACCAAAACAAAGGACGCCCCACUGAUUGGGAGAAAAUUUUUGCACACAACACUAAUAAGGGACUGAUCACAAAAAUCUACAAAGAGCUGACUAGACUCAACAAAAACAAAGUAAAUAACCCAAUCAAAAAACAGGCAUAAGGGGGGUGGGGAAGGAGAGGAGG
Talpa occidentalis (Iberian mole) is the source of this 3688-nucleotide messenger RNA. RefSeq names its product membrane cofactor protein-like. The coding region runs from base 402 to 1628 and encodes 408 amino acids. Gene Ontology annotation, cellular component: cell surface. The record is from RefSeq and is a predicted model, not a curated record. The transcript is spliced from 14 exons. NCBI's taxonomy places the organism in Eukaryota, Metazoa, Chordata, Mammalia, Eulipotyphla, Talpidae. Gene Ontology annotation, biological process: negative regulation of complement activation, classical pathway.